CCACGUCAACAACCAGGUUCACAGAUGGGCCAGACAACCACGCACAAACAACAACCAGGUUCACUGAAGGCAGAGGAAGAGGACCACGUCGGACAAAGUAGUCAUUCUGGCUUCAUAAUGCGCGAGGUGGGAAAGUUGAGAUACAUCUCCGUCGGGAUUGGAGUUCUUUUCUUUCUUUCGUUGGGUUCUUGCCGGAAUUGCUAAGGAGAGUAUUUUGCUAUCUGCGCGUGAGUUCUUCAUUCAUCUGGCGGCGGCGCAGGGUGGAGUAUGAGGUUCUAGCCGAAGAUUCCUUCGGCUUUUCAUGCCAACGUUCCGCUGCCACUCGCCGGAGAUGGGAGGCCGCCGCGGCCUGUACGGCUUCGUGCUCUUUUUCGCCGCCGUGCUGCUCCGUGUGCACGACGGGCACGCCCUGAACCAGACGUGCGACGCCAAUGACCUGGCGGCGCUCCGGGCCUUCUACGACGGCCUGGACGGGAAGGGUGCCGGGUGGGGCGGCGGCGGGUCGUGCUGCUCCUGGACAGGCGUCUCCUGCCACCUCGGGAGGGUGGUGGGGCUGGAUCUCUCCAACCAGAGCCUCCGAGGCGUCAUCUCCCCAUCACUCGCCUCCCUCCACCACCUCGCCACGCUCAACCUCUCCCGGAACUCGCUCCGCGGCCAGGCGUUGCCGGGGCUCGCCGCGCUCCCGGGGCUGCGGCUGCUCGAUCUCAGCGCCAACACGCUCUCCGGCGCCUUCCCGUCAAGCGGCGGCGACGGCAUCUUCUUCCCGGCGAUCGAGGUGCUGAACGUCUCCUUCAACGAGUUCGCCGGGCCGCACCCCACGUUCCCCGGCGCCACGAACCUGACGGUCCUGGACUUCUCCCGCAACGCCCUCUCCGGCAGCAUCAACGCCACCGCGCUCUGUGGCGCGGCACCGCUCAGUGUCCUGCGGCUCUCGGGGAACGCGUUUUCCGGCGGGAUUCCCGCUGGCUUCGGCCGGUGCGAGGUGCUCGCCGAGCUCUGUCUCGACGCCAAUGGCCUAACGGGCAGCCUUCCCGGCGACCUGUUCGAGAUGCCGGGGCUGCAGACUCUGAGUUUGCAGGAGAACAGCCUCUCCGGUGGCAUCGACAACCUCGGUAACCUCUCGCAGCUGGUGCAUAUCGACUUGUCGUAUAACAGGUUCACUGGCUUCAUCCCUGACAUCUUUGGGGGGUUGAGGAGGCUGGAGUCCUUAAACUUGGCCUCCAAUGGCUUCGAUGGCACAUUGCCCGGUUCCCUUUCAAGCUGUCCGACAUUGAGUGUGCUUGUCCUAAGCAACAAUUCGCUCUCUGGCGAGAUUGCACUUGACUUCAGCUUGCUGCCAAGGCUGAACAAUUUUGAUGCUGGAACAAACAAGCUGAGUGGUGCUAUACCUGCUGGCCUUGCCUGGUGCGCCGAGUUGAGGAAGCUAAACCUUGCAAGGAACAAGCUUGAGGGAGAGAUACCGGAGAGCUUCAAGAAUUUGACUUCACUAUUGUACCUGUCGCUGACAGGGAACGGCUUCACGAACCUAUCAUCGGCAAUGCAAGUCCUGCAGCACCUGCCCAAACUGACAAGCUUGGUGCUCACGAAGAACUUUCAUGGGGGUGAGAUUAUGCCAAUGGAUGACAUCAAAGGGUUUAGAAGCAUCCAGCUGUUUGUCCUGGCUAGUUGCGCACUCUCGGGCAUGAUUCCACCUUGGAUGCAAAGCUUGGAGAGCCUCAGAGUGCUGGACAUUUCGCGGAACAAGUUGAGUGGAAAGAUCCCACCAUGGUUAGGCAAUCUGAAUAAUCUCUUCUACAUUAACCUGUCAAACAACUUGUUUAGUGGGGAACUUCCUGAGAGCUUAACACGGGUGAAGAGUUUAAUUUCAAGUACUUAUUUGAGAGAGAAUGCAUCAAUAGAGGACUUCGAAUUUUCUAUCAAAGGUUUGCAGUACAACCAUGUCAGCAGCUUCCCACCGUCUCUGAUCCUCUCUAGUAACUUGCUUGUUGGGCCAGUCUUGCCUGGCCUUGGCCAUCUUGUGGAUCUUCAUGUACUGGACUUGAGCUGGAACUAUUUCUCAGGGCACAUUCCUGACGAGUUGUCAAACAUGUCGAGCCUGGAAGUAUUGAAUUUUGCCCACAACAAUCUCACUGGGAGCAUACCAUCAUCCCUAUCAAAGCUGAAUUUCCUCUCCCGGUUUGAUGUGUCAUACAAUAGCCUCAUUGGAGAUAUUCCAACAGGGGGGCAGUUUUCUACAUUCAGUAAUGAGGGUUUUGUGGGCAAUGCUGCACUCUGCCUUCUUGGGAAUGCCCCCUGCUCUGCAAAUGCUCCAUCUGUAGGAACAGGAAAUGACGGCAUGGAUACCCUAUCCGCAACGCCAGCAAUGACAUACAUCACCGUGGAAGUGGGAUUCACUUUCGGGCUUUUGAUCGUCUGUAACGUACUAUUUUUUGCAAGGGCUUGGAGGGCUGCAUAUUUUCUGGCGGUUGAUAGGUUAUUUGAUAUGCUAUAUGUAAUGACAAUGGUGAAGGUGAACAAGCUCAGAAGAAAAUGGGAUGGUAAAGAUCAUCCUUAAAACAGGUCACAGAUGGCUCCUUCCAGAUUCUAUGCAGGGGGACUUGUGUGCAAAUGUUCUUUACUUCACAUGCAUGUUGUCUCUUUUUUUUCUCUUUUUUUAUCAGGAAAAUGCAAAAAAAUAUUUGCGUUUCAUUUCAUUGAAUAGAAGGAGAAUAGUUUGUUGUUACAA
Lolium perenne is the source of this 2725-nucleotide messenger RNA. RefSeq lists its product as uncharacterized. The record is from RefSeq and is a predicted model, not a curated record. Gene Ontology annotation, molecular function: protein binding. NCBI's taxonomy places the organism in Eukaryota, Viridiplantae, Streptophyta, Magnoliopsida, Poales, Poaceae.